Molecule: messenger RNA, 1295 nt
Organism: Hypomesus transpacificus
Lineage: Eukaryota; Metazoa; Chordata; Actinopteri; Osmeriformes; Osmeridae
Gene: mad2l1
Product: MAD2 mitotic arrest deficient-like 1 (yeast)
Exons: 5
Coding region: 116-724 (202 amino acids)
Biological process (GO): mitotic spindle assembly checkpoint signaling
Cellular component (GO): cytoplasm; nucleoplasm; kinetochore
Source: RefSeq, a predicted model, not a curated record
AGGAAGUUGAUCUAAAAGCUAGCAGAUUUCAAACUGAGCGGCGGGUAGAAAAGACGACGCUUGAAAACAACCAAGGACCACAUUAAAGACUAAACAAACAAAAACAACUAGAAAAAUGACGAGCACACUAAAGGGAAUUACUCUGAAGGGGAGCGCUGAGCUUGUGGCCGAGUUUUUUUCAUUCGGAAUCAACAGUAUUUUGUACCAGCGUGGCAUCUAUCCCCCGGAGACGUUCAGUCGAGUCACCCAGUAUGACAUGAGCCUGCAACUCACCACGGACACCAACCUGAAUAACUACCUGACUAAAGUUGUAGCUCAGCUCAAAGAGUGGCUCUUUGACUGCACCGUACAGAAGCUGGUGUUGGUGAUCACCUGCCUGGAGACCAACGAAGUGCUGGAGAGAUGGCAGUUUGACAUUGAGUGUGACAAGACAGUCAAACAAAGCAGCGCCCCCAGGGAGAAGUCUAUUAAGGUGAUCCAGGACGAGAUCCGCUCGGUCAUCCGACAGGUCACCGCCACGGUCACCUUCCUGCCUCUGCUGGAGACGGCGUGUGCUUUCGACCUGCUGGUGUACACCGACAAGGACCUGGAGGUGCCCGACAAGUGGGAGGAGUCGGGUCCGCAGAUCAUCGACCAAUCGGAGGAGGUGCGCCUGCGCUCCUUCACCACCUCCAUCCAUAAGGUCAGCAGCAUGGUGGCCUACAAGAGGACCGACUCGGCCUAGCCCUCACCCACAAGACCUCUGGAUAUCCAGCCCACGCCCACAGGACUUCUGGAUAGAAUUACUCAUCUGUCACCGUUGCAUGCUGGGGGUAGAGAAACCAUGGUAGCUUUUACCCUUCAGUCUGGCCCGUUUCCCGAAGAGUCACAUCAAUGGCGGAUAUACAUGCAAUAACACCCUUCUUGGGGGUCUGUUGUAUUCCGUAUGCAGCCCCCCUGGUAUUAGGAUGCUAGCAGUUUGUGGAGCAAAAGACGUAGUGCAGCACCGCUAAAUCGAAUGCAACCCGGAGGACUUUUCCACUGUCCUGUUUUUCUACCUGUGCAGUCUCAUGUGUGUCUGCUGUUGUUUUUACUGAUGGUUCUGCUGUCCUGAUGCUACUGGGGCUGUUUUGGUACCCCGGUUCUCUGCAUGGAUGAAAAUGUUGCUUGUUGGAAUGGUGACUGAUCCAUUUGAAAUGAUUUUCUUUUUCUCUUUCAAUGUAUUAUCUUUCUCCGUCUUGCGUCAUGUAAGUUGGCGGUGUGUGUUGUUUUAGAUUCCUGCUAAAACGACAAAUAAAUGGCUCUUUUGAUCACAA